Molecule: messenger RNA, 897 nt
Organism: Phialemonium atrogriseum
Lineage: Eukaryota; Fungi; Ascomycota; Sordariomycetes; Cephalothecales; Cephalothecaceae
Exons: 2
Coding region: 1-897 (298 amino acids)
Source: RefSeq, a predicted model, not a curated record
AUGCCUUCAUUGUCGUUUCUGCUCUGUUGCCUUUGCGCCUUCUCCGGAACCAUUGUGUCGGCGAAGCAGGCCAAAGAAGACUUGACUACGCUCCCCAGGGCUCUUGAGUUGGACCUGGUCUUUCCGAGAAAUGACACCUACAAACCCGUCUUCCCCUUUCCCAUCGUGGUGGCCGUCCGUGGCGCCCCAGCGAUGAUGGAUUUUGGGCUCGAUCUCUUAUUGACCAUGGGACCUGACAUACUAGGACAACUCAACAGCGUGGGACAAAUGACAGACGUGCCUAUCGCGUCACUCACAAAGAAGGACACUUACUACGUCAUCUCAGCAACUACGCGCCUCAUCAACUCAACCUCUCCACAUUGGCGGCUGGACUGGAUGUUCGUCCUUAAUCCCAACUGCACUGCAGCGCUGAAUAGCACGGCGCCGGAUAGCCCGCCAGCCUCCAUCAAGUACACCGAUAUCCGGGGCUCGCUUCACUUCACAGUAAGCAGCGAAGGCAAGCUUCCCGACAUCAUCCCUUCAGACGACUCUUGCCCGCUCCCGAUCGUGGCAUACAACGUGACAGGUCACGAGACCUAUUACCCGAGCUACAACCAGCCCGACACAUGCUUAAACCUCGUCGAUAAAGGUCCAGAUCCGUGUGCUGUCAAGGCAGUGUCUUCCCUUGCGUCAGAGGUCGCAUCAAAAAUGGAGUUCCUGCUCUGUGAUCCUGGUUCCGGGCGCUGUAGCACUGUGGGCUAUCAUGAUGGCGCACGCUCUAGAAAGGAAAAUGGGGGAGGAGGGAAGGAAAGGGGCUGGUGGGUGUCGGAGGAGAAGCACAAGACACCAGACCAAUUUUCAUUUCCGGCCGAGAUCUUUCCAAACAUGGCAUUCACGUACUUUCUUGUUGGCACCUAG